Messenger RNA from Macadamia integrifolia, 3368 nucleotides. Its product is annotated as TMV resistance protein N-like. The coding region runs from base 74 to 1780 and encodes 568 amino acids. Lineage: Eukaryota; Viridiplantae; Streptophyta; Magnoliopsida; Proteales; Proteaceae. The record is from RefSeq and is a predicted model, not a curated record. The transcript is spliced from 5 exons. Gene Ontology annotation, biological process: signal transduction; defense response. Gene Ontology annotation, molecular function: ADP binding.
CGCUCUCUGCGUGGCUUCCCUUUUGACUUAUUGUACUGCUUCUCUAUCUCUUCUCUGAUCUUGUGCUCUGUCCAUGGCUGACAAUAUGACCAAUGAAGCGUCUUCUUCCUCCCAUCGUUGGAUCUAUGACGUCUACCUUAAUUUUUACAGUUUAGAUACUCGAAGGAACUUCAUCCAUUACCUCCAUAAAGAGUUGUCCAGGAAUGGAAUUUACACCUUCUUAGACGAGGAAGAGCUAAAGGGCGGAGAGAAUAUAACUGCACAAAUCCUAGAAGCCAUCGAAGGUUCAAGGAUUGCCAUUAUAGUCUUCUCUGAGAAUUAUGCUUCUUCGCCUUGGUGCCUUCGUGAACUGACAAGUAUACUCGAUCGCAAAAAAAUUGGCCGAAUACAAGAGGUACUGCCUGUUUUCUACAAGGUAGAUCCAUCUGAUGUCAGGCAUCAACGUAACACUUAUGCGAAGGCACUUGAGAGACACGAAGAGCGUUAUGAGAAGAAGAUGGUGGAGAGAUGGAAGGCUGCUCUCAAAGAAGCUGCGAAUUUGUCAGGCUGGGAUCAAGUAAAUAUUGCAAAUGGGUAUGAGACGGAGCUUACAAAGAUAAUUGUUGAAGAAGUAUUGAAAAAAGUGGAAAACAUACUCUUGUUUGAUGUGGCAUGUACAAUUGGGUUAGAUUUCCACACUAAGCACAUAGGUAGUUUGCUAAAUGAUGGAUUAGAUGUUCGCAUCGUAGGGAUAUAUGGCCCUGGUGGAAUUGGUAAGACAGCUAUUGCAAAAGCUGUUUUUAAAGACAUGUUUACUAAAUUUGAAGGUAGCAGCUUUCUUCGUAAUGUUGGAGAGCUUUCAAGUAACCAUAAAUGUUUAGCUUUCUUACAAAGAAUGCUUCUCACUGAUAUAUUUAGGGGAAUAAAUAUAGACAUAGACUAUGAGGACAAAGGAAUCAUAAUUAUCAAAGAACGUCUAUGUCAUAAAAAAGUUCUUAUCGUUCUCGACGAUGUGGAUGAAAUGAGACAAUUCUAUAAAUUGGUUGGAGGGCAUGGCUGUUUGGGUCCAGGAAGUCGGAUCAUCCUAACUACCAGAGAUGAACAUCUGCUAAAUAAGUUGGAUGUUGAUGAAAGAUAUAUGGUCAAAACAAUGAAUCAAAGUGAAUCACUUCAACUUUUCAGUUUCCAUGCCUUUCAACAAAAGCAUCCACCUCAAGGUUAUGAACAACUCUCAAAUGAUGUAAUACAUUAUGCAGGGGGCCUUCCAUUCGCUCUUGAGAUUUUGGGUUCUUCUCUAUGGAAAAAACAUCAAAAUGUGUGGAAAGAAGUAUUGAAGAAAUUAAGAGAGUCACCCAAUUAUGAGAUUUUUGAAAAGCUUAAAAUAAGUUAUGAUGUAUUAGAUGAUUUCAACCAGGCCAUAUUCCUUGAUAUAUCAUGCUUUUUCAUUGGAAAGGACAAGAAAUUUGUAAUUAGAUUUCUAGAUGCUUGUGGUCUGGGCGGAGAAAUUGGAAUUAAAAUUCUCACAGAGAGAUCUUUGAUAACAAUCAAUGAAGAUAACAGACUGUGUAUGCAUAAUAUAAUUCGAGGCAUGGGUAGAGAAAUCGUUCACAAAGAGUCCUUUCAGCAUCCUGGAAAACGUAGCAGAUUGUGGAACCAUCAUGAUGUCCUUAAUGUACUACAACAUCGCACUGGAACUGAUGCAGUUGAAGGCCUUCAGUUAAAGGGGAAUGAGUUCAGCCCAUUGUCCAUUGAAGGAUUUUUUAGUAUGCCUAAUCUAAGAUUACUCAAAGUUAAUAGUUGAAGAUUCGACAUCACUAUAGAUUGGGAACAUUCUUUUCAGAAGUGGGGUUUCUGUUUCGAAAACUUAGUUUGGUUUAGUUGGAAAGUAUUCCCAUACGAAUAUAUACCAAAUAAUUUUCAUCUCGGAAACCUUGUUAUUCUUGACAUGCAAGAGAGCAAACUGAAAGAAUUUUGGAAGGGAACCAAGUAUCUCACAAAGUUGGAGGUCCUCAAUCUUAGUUAUUCCCGCCACCUAACCUGUAACCCUGAUUUCUUAGGGCUCCUGAAUCUUGAAAACUUGAAUCUAAGCCAAUGCAGCAAGCUCCAGAAUCUUUCAACCAGUAUUUCUUUCUGCACAAAACUUGAAACUCUGAAUAUGUGGAAUUGCCAAAGACUCGAAUCACUCCCAUUGCUUCCAUCUAGUUUGCGUUUUCUUGAUGUAUCAUGUUGCAAAAAGUUGAAAAGCUUACCAAAUCUUUCAAACUUGAAGCACCUACUGAUGCUAGAUCUUUCAUACUGUGAAAUGUUAACUGAAGUUGAGGGAUUGGAGGGUUUGAAGUCUGCAGAAACUAUCAAAUUAUUUAACUGCAUCAAUUUGAAAAGUUUUGUCAAAAAGAGAAUCAUUCAGGACAUAUGUAAAGACUUUGGAAAUCUUAAUGUUUGUGACAUCAUUUUCGGUGGGAAUGAGGUUCCAGAGUGGUUUGGCUUUCAAAGUGAGUCACAUUCAUUAUCUUGUGAGGUUACUAAACCUCUUAACAUGGAAAUGAAAGGGUUGAUUAUAUGCAUUGUUUGUUCGGACGCCACAGGAGGAUGGUUGUUCCAGAAUUUCAACUUUGUUAAAGUAGUGGUUGUAGUUUAUAAUGAAUCAAAGGAUUUUACAUGGAGGCACGAAAGUGUAAUCUCACUUGAUCAUGAAGAAAUGACUACUUGGGUAAUCAAGAUACCAAAUUGUGUUUGGAAAGCUGAAGAUGGGGAUACCAUCAAAUUCUCAGUCAAGAGAACCAUUCGCCACGAUUAUAUACCUGGGAAGGUGAUCAAACUUCGGGUGAAGAAAAUUGGGGUCCACUUCUGCUGUGUGUCACAGGAUAAGGAGGUAUCUGAGGAAAAUUCUGAAGCAUCCCCAAGCAUUUAGUAUUUUGGAUUUCUUCAAUCAUUUGUGAGAUAUUUGCAAGAUGAAUCAGGUGAACCACAUCCAUCUUAAACUCCCAAAAUCAUGCAUUUUGCAUCAUACUAUGGAUUUAAGAAUUGGGAUUGGAUUGGCCUCCAAUCUUCUCAGCAUCACUUCCAAGAUCUAGGAUAGGGGUAGAUUUCUUUUGAUUUUGACCAAUCCAAGCUAAAUUGAAAUUGGCUAGGACCGACCCAAGUCUUUAUUCUUCUCUUAUAAACAAUGAUCAUACAUGUUUUAAGUAUUUUGUAGUUUUCUUUAUAUGGGCAAGAGAUCACUACCUAAUCGUGUGGCCCUUGUACCAACGCGGGGCCAUAAUUUCGGGUGAUCCUUUGUAUAGGCGCAUGAGCCAUGUUCUUUCCUUCUUCUAUUUGAUGGUUUAUGGUUUCCUUCCAAGAGCUAAACUUCUUUUUCCCUAGUAUUCCUACAUUCUGAAACCCUAAAA